UUUUGUUUAUUCGGAUCGACGGGCUGAUAUAUAAAUUUUCUAUAAAUAUUGAUAUAUAGCAAAGUUUGAUUUUUGGUCGAAAUUGGUAGGCUUCCUCUGCUGAAUUUGAUCAAACGAGUCCGGAGAUGACACUGGAGUUGUUGGAGGUUGAUAAGCUUGAAGGUCACACUGAUCGUGUUUGGAACGUCGCCUGGAAUCCCGCCGCCGGCGCCGGUGUUCUUGCCUCCUGCAGCGCCGAUAAGACCGUGCGAAUCUGGGAGCAGAGCUCUCUCUCUCGUUCCUGGACAUGCAAGGCAGUUUUGGAAGGCACGCACACAAGAAGUGUAAAGUCGUGUGCUUGGUCACCUUCUGGGAAGUUAUUGGCCACUGCAAGUUUCGAUGGCAAUACUUGCGUUUGGCAAAACUUUGCUACUGACUCCGAGUGUAUAUCCGUUUUACAGGGACAUGAAAGCGAAGUCAAAAGUGUAUCAUGGAAUGCAUCUGGUUCGUUGCUUGCAACAUGUGGUAGAGACAAGGCUGUCUGGAUUUGGGAGAUACAACCUGAUAAUGAAUUUGAUUGUGCUGCAAUAUUAACUGAUCAUAAAGGAGAUGUUAAGAUGGUCCAGUGGCAUCCCACUAUGAAUGUUUUGUUCUCUUGCAGUUAUGAUAACACUAUCAAGGUUUGGUGGUCUGAGGAUGAAUCUGAUGAUUAUAAUUGUGUCCAAACCUUAGGUGAAUCUAACAAUGGUCAUUCUUCUACCGUCUGGGUUGUCUCCUUCAAUGCUACUGGGGACAGGAUGGUCACUUGUAGUGAUGAUCGAACAAUAAAGAUAUGGUCGACAGAUAUUGAAAGGAUGCAAUCUGGUGAAGGAUAUGUACCUUGGACCCAUCUUUGUACACUCUCUGGUUAUCACGAUCGUACCAUAUAUUCAGUUCAUUGGUCAAGGGACGGUAUUAUUGCUAGUGGAGCAGGCGAUGAUACUAUACAGUUAUUUGUGGACAGCGACAGUGACUCUGUUGUUGAACCUGCAUACAAACUUUUGCUUAAGAAGGAGAAAGCACAUGAAAUGGAUAUAAACUCGGUCCAAUGGGCACCUGAUAAGGAUAGCGAGUUGCUUGCCUCGGCCAGCGACGAUAAAACUGUUAAAAUUUGGAAGCUUGCAUCGGAGCCAUGACUAGGCUGGUUAUGCAUUGGAUUUUUGUUGGUUUUAGGUUUGUAAUUUGGUUAAGAGUUUUCAUUUCAUUGUUAAACUAGGAGAAAUGAGGGAUAUCUCUUUUUAACCAAGAAGGAAAGCUUUUUAAGGGGGUGAUGAAUCUGUGAAACUUGGGUUCGCAAGUUGUGUAAAUACCAACAAAAAUAAAUCUAGAAGAUAAACCCAACGACAAGAAAUUACAAGACCUAGAUAUGAUAUUUAUCGUUUGUUGUCUGCAGAGCAGUGUUCUGUUCUGAGGAA
Molecule: messenger RNA, 1433 nt
Organism: Capsella rubella
Lineage: Eukaryota; Viridiplantae; Streptophyta; Magnoliopsida; Brassicales; Brassicaceae
Product: protein CIA1
Exons: 10
Coding region: 126-1154 (342 amino acids)
Biological process (GO): iron-sulfur cluster assembly
Cellular component (GO): cytosolic [4Fe-4S] assembly targeting complex
Molecular function (GO): protein binding
Source: RefSeq, a predicted model, not a curated record